AUGAUUCGUCUCCAGCCAACACCCAUUACCCUGACCAUGUCCGAGGUCAAGGAGUUGGAAAACCGUCGACGUUAUCGUAGAUAUCUUCAAAGGGAGGAAAACCCAACGUCGGAGGAGACAGUUCAUCGGAAGAGCAGUCCGAGCCUGGAGCACCAAGCGCCCCGGGGGACGCUCACUGCCUCUCAAAAUCGAGGGUCGUCUGCCUCGCCAAAGCCCAGCAAUGCCGACCCAGUGCCAUCCUUAGAGGGGAUCAUAGGCGAACAAACCGGCGAAUUCGAAGACAACGAGGCCACGCCAACGAUCCAACAGCAGACUACAGCGCUGAGGAUGUCUACACAUCAGCCCCAGGUCACUCGCGGCUCUCUCGACUCCCUCGACCUCCUGGCUUUGCCCUCGUCUCCUGGGAUGCUCUUCUCAACGCGGCCUCGCAGACCUCGGACUUUUCAGAGCCCUUCGGAAUGCGACAGGCCACUCAUUGGACCAAUCUCUGGAUCAACACAGAAGGGUUCCUCGCCCACGGAGACAGAAACUUUGAAAACGAGUGCCAUCUCCGGUGCUGAUAACCGACAGACCCCGACCAGGACGGCCAUGGGGGCCGUGAUAUCCAGAGACACUGAUCCAACGAGUAGCCCGAAGUCUGGCCUGAUGGACUUGCGCCUAUCUUCCACACAGGCUUCGAGUAGGGCCUCGACUGAGAGAGCGUGGACGCAGACCCUCGCAAUCCGAACCCGACCAUCUUUCGGCGCCGAAUCAUCAUCUGGAAUCGUUGCACCGUCCGGAACACUGGAACGCCACCAUCGUCGGUCGUCUUGUAUCGUCUCUCCCGAGCCGGAACAUGACGGUGCCCCUGGACCCUCGCCCUCAGAGGGCUGCCAGAUCGGUCGCACGUCUGAAUCAGAUUUGUCCAAGAGCUGGUCACCUAUCGGCCAUAUCUACAAGCGAGGCGCCUGCUGCGAGAGGGAGUCCGUCGCCAGAUCGCCCAGCUCUGCCGCCCCGAGAUCUUACGACCCCUAG
Diaporthe citri is the source of this 1014-nucleotide messenger RNA. RefSeq lists its product as uncharacterized. The record is from RefSeq and is a predicted model, not a curated record. NCBI's taxonomy places the organism in Eukaryota, Fungi, Ascomycota, Sordariomycetes, Diaporthales, Diaporthaceae. The transcript is spliced from 3 exons. Bases 1 to 1014 code for a protein of 337 amino acids.